Messenger RNA from Cryptomeria japonica (Japanese cedar), 645 nucleotides. Its product is annotated as protein CYSTEINE-RICH TRANSMEMBRANE MODULE 11. The transcript is spliced from 4 exons. The record is from RefSeq and is a predicted model, not a curated record. The coding region runs from base 156 to 404 and encodes 82 amino acids. Lineage: Eukaryota; Viridiplantae; Streptophyta; Pinopsida; Cupressales; Cupressaceae.
UUGUGGAAGUGACAACACAACAGUAGGUAAUAUUGAUAAUUCACGCGCAUUUUAGUCAAAAAGGACCAGGAAUACAGGCAUUAGCAGCUGAUCAUAAUUUUUGAAUUGUGCCAUUAAAGUUGCAGAUCUGCUUGGUAAAGCACCAGUAAACAACAAUGUCGGAUCCCAAAUACGCUUAUCCAUAUCCUGGACAAGGGUACCCGCAGGGAUAUUACCAGCAACCGCCACCCGUGGUAGCGCCGCCGCAGUACGCACAAGCGCCGCCUCAGCGACAGACAGGGUUUUUGGAAGGAUGGCUUUUAGUGGUUUGCUCUGUGAGUGGCUUACAGGGGUUUCAUUAUAAGAUCUGGCUGCUCUGUGUUGCUGCUGUCUGCUGGAUGAGUGCUGCUGUGAUCCCUCUAUAAUAUUUGUCUCCUGAACAUCAAGAUUAGUUGGUGACUGCAGAUGCAAUCUAAGACUUAUUUAUGUAAAUGAAAGUGAUCUAAAGCGUGAAAAUUUCAAAUCUAGCACUCCUAAAUCACAGAGAUUGGUCAAUGCACUUGUGGUCACUGAUAGUAUAUUUUUUAAGAUAUGAAUAGGACUAAAAUUGUUGCACUAAUUAUGUAUGUUUUCUACUUAAUUAAUCGAAAUUUGCUGUUUGUGUUA